GGGUACUUGGUGUUUCUGUUUAGUGUAGUUAGUGUUGUUUUUUCCAUGUUUAUUUUACCUAUGCAACAAAUAAUAAACAAAAAUACAAUAUAACAAAUCUACAAUUAGCUUUUAUUAAUGUUUUCCUACAAAAACAAUGGUUUGUCGUUUAUGUUUUUCUGAGAAGUCUGAUGACUAUAUUGAUAUAUUUAGUGAAGACAAAAUAUCAAGAUACAUAAAACAAUUCUUAGAGUUAGAGAUUAAUGAAAAUGAUCCAGUUUCUAAACUUAUUUGUACUGUAUGCUGGCAACAGUUGAAAGAUUUUCAAAACUUCUACACACAAAUUAAAGAGGCCCAAAGAAGACCUCUUGUAAAAAUGAAAAAAGAACUGUCUGUGGGUGAAAAGGAGUUGGUCGAAGUGGAUGAUUCUGCAUUCGAGUAUGUUAGCACGGAAAUAGAUGAUCAAGAAUUGAACGAAUCUUCAGAGAUAACAAUGCAUAAUGAGGGUGAACUCCAGGAACAAAUCGUACCCGAUAAUUAUAGUGACAUGAAAAGUACCACUGAUCCUCCUCCAAAUCAUUUGAAGAAAAAAUCUCGUCAUUCCAAAACAUUAUCAAAGACAACACGUUCUUUUAAAAAUGAAUCUGAAAGAAAAUUCUUUGUUGAAUUGAUGAAAAGAGAAGAGGUCAUUUGGAACAGAACGCAUACCCUUCAUUCCAGUUCCCGUGCUUUAACUGAAGCUUGGAAACGUAUUUCAUUAUCGAUGCCAACUCAAAAAACAGUUCAUGAAUGUAAAGUGAUGUGGAAAAGCUUAAGGGACGCACUGCGUUAUGAAAGAAGAAAAGCUGCCAGUGGGGUUGAUCAGGGUCAUGAUCUAAGAAAUUUACUAUAUUUUGUUUCUGCAACAAAUGGACAGAGAAAAGGCAAGAACCUCACAGUUUCCUCAACAAAAAAACCCGAAAGCACGGAUGAAACUCCAAGUAAAAACACUGGGAAGUGCAGAUUUGAUGGUAGAAAAAAGUAUAAGAUUCAAAACUACCAUUUGUUCGAUACCUCCGCGGCCCCAUGGUCGGAUAGAACCUGUGAGAAUAGUGUAAGUGAUGUUUCGGCAUAUUCCGAAGGCCCAUCAAAACACUUCUCCAAUAAUGUUACGUUUGAAGCUGCCGCCGCUGAUAGACCACACAGUACGUCGGGAAUUUUUACAAUUUCAACGGCACCGAGUAAUAAUAUGGAAGUUAUGAAUGAACCACCGCCAGAAGAAUACAAAUCAAGUGCUAACAACUUUUAUGGUGAUGUUAAAAGUGAAUUCAAAGAUGAGGUUUCCGAUCUAGUUGGAAGUAUAUCGAAAGCGUUGAAUCGUUUAGUUACUAUUGCAACAACUCAAACACAAAUGAAACCGAAUACCAUUGAAUUUAAAUAUGAAUAUAUUUGGAAGUUAAUUGAAUGUCUUUAUGCUCAAAUGGAUCAAACAACUAUAAAUGAUUUAAAUCAGAGAAUAAUUAAUAUGGUUUAUGAAGGUUGUAAAAUAAAUGUAUACUAAAAUUA
Molecule: messenger RNA, 1524 nt
Organism: Eupeodes corollae
Lineage: Eukaryota; Metazoa; Arthropoda; Insecta; Diptera; Syrphidae
Exons: 6
Coding region: 137-1519 (460 amino acids)
Cellular component (GO): nucleus
Molecular function (GO): zinc ion binding
Source: RefSeq, a predicted model, not a curated record